CAUUGGAAAAGUAUAAUAUUGAGAAAGAUAUCGCCGCUUAUAUCAAGCGAGAAUUUGAUAAACGAUAUGGAACAACAUGGCAUUGUAUUGUAGGAAAAAAUUUUGGAAGUUAUGUAACUCAUGAUGAAUUAAUGAAUAUUUCAUAA
Entrophospora candida is the source of this 146-nucleotide messenger RNA. The record is from the annotation of a GenBank genome assembly. NCBI's taxonomy places the organism in Eukaryota, Fungi, Glomeromycota, Glomeromycetes, Entrophosporales, Entrophosporaceae.